Molecule: messenger RNA, 331 nt
Organism: Rotaria sp. Silwood1
Lineage: Eukaryota; Metazoa; Rotifera; Eurotatoria; Philodinida; Philodinidae
Source: the annotation of a GenBank genome assembly
AGGUGGCAAUGGAAGUGGAAAUCGUCUCGAUCAACUCUCUUACCCACAAUACGUAUUCGUCGAUCGAGAUCAUUCAGUGUACGUAUGUGAUGGGAACAAUCAUCGUGUGAUGAAAUGGAUGGAAGGUGCAAAACAAGGCAUUGUCGUGGCUGGUGGUCAAGGAAAAGGAAAUGGUCUUACACAAUUGUCAUAUCCUCGAGGAGUCGUUGUCGAUCAAUUGGGCACUGUCUAUGUGGCUGAUGAAUGGAAUAAUCGAAUCAUGCGUUGGCCUAAAGGAGCCACACAAGGAAGUGUCAUUGUUGGUGGAAACGUACUUAAUUCCUUUGAAUGA